AGGUGCUCCCCGCCCCUUCAUCUCGGCCUUGUUUAUGCCUUCUUCUGGGUACCCCGCCCAGUACACUCCCAGCAUGCUCAAGGAGAGAGUCUUUGCCACAUAGAAAGGGGAGAGCGGAGGUCCAGGGUUCGGGGAUGGUCGACCGUGAGGACAAUCAGGUCCCAAUGGACCCGCUGCCGGUCUCCCCCGAUCCGGAGAGCCCCACGCCGCUGCCACCCCUCGCCCCACUUCCUUGCGGCCCCUGCAUCCCCAUCAUGCUAGCCCUAGGCUCGGUGGCCGCCUUCUUCCUGCUGAGCACGGCCGUGCUGGCCGAACGUCUCUUCCGCCGCUCCCUGGUCCGCGAGGCCUCCGCCUCCUCCGCCGCCUCGGCCUCCUCCGCCGCCCCCGGUAGCACGCGCUCGGCCGGCUGGGUCUGGGGCCCGGGCGGCGAGCUGUGGAUCGAGCCCUCCAGGACUGCCCACCAGCGCUCGGAGGAUUGGUACGGGGCUGCCGUGCCCCUGCUCAGAAGCCAGGACCCUGGCCUCUCUGUCCCUGGGUCCCCCCUCACUCAGGCUUCUGCACCGCCGGCCCCCUGGACCAUCGAGGCCCGGGCGUCCACCCCGCCUCCCCCGGCCUCUCCCUUCAGCAGCCGCGCCCUGUCAGUGGAGCUGGGCCCCAGGCCUGGGGGGUCGCCCUCCCCGCCACCCCCUGCCCGGCCUCCCAGGCCUCCGGCCAGUACCUUCUGGAUGCCACCCCCCUGGGAGGAGAGGCCUCAGGAGGGGAGCCUGGUGAGCUGGGAAGAGCCAGGGGCCCCGGGGUCUGGAGGAGGCUGGGGUGGGCAGCCUGGCCCAUUCUGGGAGAGCCCCGGGCCCGGGAGCCUCGAGCCCGAGUGGGGUCUGCAGCCUCGGGUGACCCUGGAGCAGAUCUCGGCCUUCUGGAGACGGGAGGGGCGGGGAGUGGGACCUUGAACCCUGGAACUGGGAGAUGCCCCGACUCCCUCCACCCUCCCCUGGGACCUGGCCCUAGGGCCCCCCAACCCCACCAAGGCCUGGACCCCAGCCCAGUCCAAAGAUGGAGAGGAUUCACAGAGGAGCAGGACUUGGACCUGUUGAAGGUGGUGGCGAGCAGCACAGACCACUUGGGGAGGACAAGAGAAAGACCGUUCCCCCCAAAACCCAGGGCAAAAGCUCAUUACCCAUGGGGAUGACUGACUCAUCUGGGGCUGGAGCAAAGGAAGCCGUGGCCCAUGAACUCGCAUGUUGGGGGCAGGACGCCAGUCAGCAGCCUGGGCCUGGGCUAAGAAUCGGAUCGGGCUCCUGCCCUCGGGUGUUGCCUCCCCUCGGUUAUGGCCCCAGCCCAGGGCUGGCUUGUUGGGGGAGGGAGAGGAGUGGAGACCCAUUGUUCUAGCAAUAAAAGGAAAUGAGCCCAAGCUCAA
Molecule: messenger RNA, 1414 nt
Organism: Ornithorhynchus anatinus (platypus)
Lineage: Eukaryota; Metazoa; Chordata; Mammalia; Monotremata; Ornithorhynchidae
Product: transmembrane protein C16orf54
Exons: 2
Coding region: 135-947 (270 amino acids)
Source: RefSeq, a predicted model, not a curated record